CCUGUACGAAAAAGAAAAGAAAAUCACAGGAUACUGCGGCCCUUUGCUUUGUUCGUCAACGUUUUGGACUCAAAAAAGGGCUUUCCCCAAUAAUUAUGGCACCAAGCGUGUAUUCAAAAUUUUAAAUGUUUACCGAUUUAAGAGACAAAAAACAAAUACAAAAAACAACACAAAUUUCAAGUAAAAUUGCGAACCAUAGCGAGAAUUUUUUUGUUUUCCGUUAACAUUUAGAAAAGCAUGGUGCGACGUCGUGGAAUGGUGGGUGGCCUGGCCAAACAGCUGUCCUACAGCGCCUAUCAGCAUAUGAUGGCGCCGCCGCCGUCGAGUCAGCAUCUUAACAUUGGCUGGCUGGGCAGCCCGGCCGUGCACUGGCCGCCGCAGGCGCCCAGGGCGCCCUCGCUGAUGUCCGCCAUGUGCAACAAAAUGGUGGGCGCACUGCCGCGCAUGCCUAGCCUGCCACAGCCGGAGCUGAGCAGCCGCAAGCUGAGUCGCCUGCGACGCAGCCUAAUGCAGGCACCGCAUACGCAAGUGCGGCCCGUUUAUCCACAGCCGCCGUUGAUGCAGAGGGCCAAUAUUCUGCCCAUGUGGUGUCGCUCCGACGAGCAGAUGUGGCAGGAUCCGAUCAAGCAACGCCACAGGCAGCCCACGAGCGAUAUUUCCAUACAGCUCAAGCAGCAGUUGCAGCAGCUGAAGCGACAGCAGCAACUGCAACUGCAACGGCAGCAGCAGUAUCAGCAGCAGCAGUAUCAGCAGCUGCAGUAUCAGCAGCAUAAGCAGCAGCAGCAUAAGCAGCAGCAGCAUCAGCAGCCGAGCAGCGGAUUCAUGCCGUUCAACUUUGGCAAAUGUGCGAGCAGUCUGAUCAAGUUCCUGGACAGAGGCGGCUCCGCUUCGGAAUCCUCUCUAUAUGCGGCCACACAUUCCAAUGCUGUGCCGGAAGCCGAGCCUGUGCCCACGAUAAGCAUUGUGAAGCGACCGUAUUCAGUGGAGCGACAUGUUCAUGCGGCUGACUUUGACUAUGUGAAGCUGGCCAAGCAAAUGGUCACACCCAAGGACAAACAGUUGACCGGAUGUGCCGUCGGGCGCACCCAGGUGCUGCCCAUUCAUGCCGAGCCCCACAGGCUGGCCAAUCGUGGAUCUAGCAAAGCGCUGGUGAGCUUCACAGCUGAUAAUAGCGCCAGCAGCACAUCGUUAACUAACCAUUCCGAGGCACAAGCAGGUCGCCAAGAAGAGCUCAAGGCAAAAAGUCAAAGUCUCCAAGGUGAAACCCCAGCGGAGAUGCAGCUGAAUAUUCUGGCCGCCGACAUAGACGCCAAUUUGCUGCAGAUUCAAAAACUUUUGAGAGCAAAGUUGCCACGCAAACGAAGCGGCAGCUCCAGAACACCGAAAGGUCUGGUAACGCUGCAGCGGCCAGCUUUGAAAUUUCCACCACCAGCCGCCGGAAAUGUAAUGCAGCAAGGAAACGGCGCAAGGUUUGCCAGUCUGGAGAAAGGGUUGCCACAGCGAGUCCAACAGCAGCAGGGCAACUCGAAAAUGUCUGCAAGUCUGGCAGCACUGCAGCAGCCAGAGUUGAAUUCCAAGCUACCACAGCAAAUGGAAGCGGGCUGUGAUGAAGUGCAGCAUGGAAACUCCACAAGUGUCGCCAGUCUGGCAGAAAUGGAGCAGUCAGAGCUAAGCGACAAUGUGGAGUUGCCUCAGCAAAUGGAGGCGAGCGGCAAUGUAACUCCCAAUCUGGACAACGCCGGCGCCAAGCAGGAGUGCAAAUUUACUGCCGCGCAACUGGAGCUGUUGCAACAGAUUUUGCAGGAGACCGACCAACUGCAACAGGAGUUGGAACCGGAAGCGGCAAUGAAAGCCAAGACAUCAAAAAGUGGCGCCCAUAAACGGCAAAUAAAUCUGAACGAACUGUUCAAGGACAACAAUAUGCACUGCGUCGAGUCGGAUAAUCCUUUGUGGAACUCGCUGAUGCAGCUGGUGGCGCACAUGUGCGACGACAAAAACCGAAACGAAGAACCGGAACGCUUGAGGGCUGGCGGCAGUUUGAAACCAUCGCAAAAGGAAUAUUCCAUCUAUCUGAUGGUUACCUCUGACGAGGAGGACGAUGUUAGGGUGGACCACAAAUCCAAAACGCCCCUCGCGAGCAGGAAGCGAAGGCAGACUAGGCUUAGAAGAAAGUCCGCCAUUAAGGCGCUGGAUAUACCCGCUCCCUAUGCCACACUGCAUCAACGGAAGCAGCAGGAUCAACGUCUCCCUUUGCGUAAAAAAAGACGCAUCUCAUUAAGACAUCGGAACACUGAGGUCUGUUCCUGUUUAUCGCUGCCCGCGCGACGUCCGCUGCACUGGCCCAAUCCACGGCACAUGAAGUGCCUGGCUCAGGGCAAGAAAAAGAGGAAGAAGCUGCCCCGACGGUUAAUCUACAGGCGACAGGCCAACGACACAUUGGACAGCAGCUAUCCAAAUCAAUCAUUCAAUCUCAAAAAAUUCCACAAUCGCAUGUCUAAUCCGUUCCUGCCUCAGCCGCGUGUUUUAAGCAACUACACAGGGUUUUGGUGACCCGCAGCCCAAGUUCUAAAUGCAUUGAUCGUUCAUAAUUGCAAAGCUUAGUUAAAGAGAUAGCUUUAUGCUUUAACUGUGCUCUGCACAUAUUUGCGAUCCAUGCAUUAUAGAUAUACACAAGGCGUAUGGAUAUUUAUUGUUAGUUGCUGAAAAAAAAAACUGUAGCAAAUAAAGUUUGAGUUGAGCCAA
Drosophila montana is the source of this 2742-nucleotide messenger RNA. RefSeq lists its product as uncharacterized. The coding region runs from base 238 to 2550 and encodes 770 amino acids. The record is from RefSeq and is a predicted model, not a curated record. The transcript has a single exon. NCBI's taxonomy places the organism in Eukaryota, Metazoa, Arthropoda, Insecta, Diptera, Drosophilidae.